UAUGCAUGGUAACAUGUGUACUGUUUGAAUCCGAAGUUUCAAGAUAAAAUCAAAAAUUCAUAAAGACGGUUUGAUCAAACAACUUUUAGUUCAAGAAAUACAAAGAUGAUAGUUCUGUGUCUUAUUUAUUUCAGAGUAAAAUGGUUGAAAAUGGAGACCUAGGUUUCCUGCCUGGUCCUGUAACAGGCCUGGUGGAGGAUGGUGGGGUGGUUCUGGGACCUGGAGGGAAGAAGGAAGGUAGAACAGUUUCUCUUCCUAAACUCUGUUCUUCCGAUCAAGCUCUUAUCCAGAAAGCGAAGAAAUAUGCCAUGGAACAAAGUAUCAAAAUUGUAUUGAUGAGACAAACCCUGGCUCACCAGCAGCAACAAGCUAAAUCUCUUCAGAGACAACAGGCAAUUGUGUUGAUGUGUCGAAUCUAUGUCGGAAGUAUCAACUUCGAGGUUCGAGAGGAGACUCUCAAGGUCGCUUUCGGUCCCUUCGGACCCAUCAAAGCGAUCAGUAUGAGCUGGGAUCCUAUUACGCAGAAACACAAGGGGUUUGCCUUCGUGGACUUCGACACCCCUGAAGCAGCACAGUUGGCCCUAGAGCAGCUCAACGGGACAUUGGUCUCCGGCAGGAAUAUUAAGGUUGGUCGUCCUAGCAACAUGCCUCAGGCUCAAUCUAUUAUUGAGGAGAUAGAACGAGAAUCCUUGAACUACAACAGAAUAUAUGUCGGAGGAAUACAUAAGGAUCUUGCAACUGAGGAUAUUCGAAGUGUAUUUGAAGCAUUUGGAACCAUUAAAUCCUGUGAACUGGUUCCUACUGUUGUUGAGGGGAGGCACAAGGGGUACGGUUUCAUUGAGUACGAGACCCUUCAAUCCUGUCUGGAUGCGAUCAACUCCAUGAAUAAUUUUGAUUUGGGUGGACUUGCUCUACGUGUAGGGAGGGCUAUCACGCCCCCUGACCUAAAGAAUACUGUGAGCAUGGACGCAAAGGCGUCAAUUAUUCCCACUGCGUCAGCAGUUGCUGCUGCUGCCGUGACAGCUAAAAUCCAGGCGCUGGACGCGGUAGCGGAGAAUCUUGGAAUCGAUGCUCACGAUAUCUCACAAGAGGAACAGAGAAAGAAAGAACGAGAGCGGGAAAAGGAGCGAGAUCGUCGGGACCGAGACAGAGAUCGUCGAAGAGGUCGUGAUCGCAGCAGGGAUCGUCGAAGCCGUGAAAAAGACAGGGAUAGCAGACAUAAAGUUAAAUCAGAACAUAAAGAAAAAAAUUCACCACCACCCCAGCCACCUCAGAGUGCUAGUGGGGCUAUCCCUGUGCCCCCGAGUAGUAUGCCCCCCUUGCCCCCGGGGGUUCAGAUGCCCCCUCAGCCCCAGCAGGGGCAUAACCCUCUGUUUGAUCGGAAUGAUGCAACCCAGGCGGCAAUUGCCAAUGCUCAGCAGGUUGAGCUGCAGAAGAAGCUGAUGGAUGAUAACGAGUCCACCACGCUCUACCAGCAGGAGAAUAUGCAGAUAAAGGGACAGUCAGCUAGACAUUUAGUUAUGCAGAAGUUGAUGGGGGCCCACGGAGGUCUACGUGAGAGUCGUGUGGUGUGUCUGCGUAACAUGGUAGGACCAGAGGACGUGGAUGAGAGGCUGCAGGAGGAGAUAGAGGACGAGUGCAGCAAGUACGGGGAGGUGGAGAACGUUAUUAUCUACCAGGAAAGACAGGGUGAGGAAGAAGACGCCGAGAUUAUUGUUAAAAUAUUUGUUGAAUUUACUGAACCAUCAGGGGCUAAGGGUGCUCGAGAUUCAUUGCAUGGACGGUUUUUCGGUGGGCGGCACGUGAACGCUCAUGUUUAUGACCAGAUUAUGUACGAGGAGCAAGAUUUCUCUCAUUGAUACAUGUACCGUGUACUGUACAGUGCUGAACAAUAAUUGUAUGUAUGUACAGUGUACAUACAUCAGCCUACUUUUUUUUAGCUGAUAAUCAGCCAAGAACUAGGACGUUAAAAACUCAGUUUCUUAGUUUUCAUGCUGAAAACACUAUUUAAAACGCUAAGUAAGAUUUAAAACACUGAGCUUACGUUCAAUAUUUACUUAAUUUGUACUUCUGAAAUGAAUUAAUUUUCCAAACUUAAGCUUAGUACUUAGAUAACAAGACUUUGAAAAAAAGUUAACUUGUGAUUCGUUCGUUUAUUUAAAAUUUUCA
Molecule: messenger RNA, 2169 nt
Organism: Eurytemora carolleeae
Lineage: Eukaryota; Metazoa; Arthropoda; Copepoda; Calanoida; Temoridae
Product: poly(U)-binding-splicing factor half pint
Exons: 13
Coding region: 141-1859 (572 amino acids)
Biological process (GO): alternative mRNA splicing, via spliceosome; regulation of alternative mRNA splicing, via spliceosome; mRNA splice site recognition
Cellular component (GO): precatalytic spliceosome; catalytic step 2 spliceosome
Molecular function (GO): RNA binding
Source: RefSeq, a predicted model, not a curated record